This is a messenger RNA of Didymella exigua CBS 183.55, 415 nucleotides long. RefSeq lists its product as uncharacterized. The transcript has a single exon. The record is from RefSeq and is a predicted model, not a curated record. NCBI's taxonomy places the organism in Eukaryota, Fungi, Ascomycota, Dothideomycetes, Pleosporales, Didymellaceae. Bases 129 to 347 code for a protein of 72 amino acids.
CACACCACAUGCGACGAUAUAGGCGCAGCAGAUUCUAGAGAAGUAUAUACGUACAUAGAAACAGCCACACUAUCAACAUCGUCUUAAACGCGUCAACCCCAUGUCACGAUUUCGAGAGGAGAAGCCACAUGUGUAGAAUAACUGCGCUGAGCAUGCAUCUGAUCCUCUCUAUGCUCCACUGCGUCGAUGCUCGAACGGGUCGGCUCACUGAUGUAUCGCUUGUACUAGCGUGCACGCAUUGGCUACUUCCCCCCGACGUCUACCGCCAGCUUCACUCUCAGAUUCGAACAGUCCAGCACGUGGUACUCGCCAACAAUCUGUCAUCCCAUCAAACACCAUCAGACUGACCGAAACGACACCGUGAUACGAUAACAUACGACUGCGUCGCCAGUGCGAUCUCUGCCACAGAAUACAG